AUGAGGAAUUUCUCUCGUACAGCCAAAGUCACGCCUACAAAUGCUGAUAUAUCUGCUGAAUAUACAGCCAAUGGAUCACUAGUCAAUCGCGGAUUUAUCCGUCGAUUGAAUCCAAUGAUUUUUCUAACUGCUUGUAGUGGAUUUGCGAUUUUAGUCAUCGUUGCUGCAUUGAUUGUCUUUACAUUUCUACCAAUAUUUACCACAGCUAAAGGCGACCAAACAAAAUAUCAAAUUCGUAGUGAUGUCCUUAAGCUUGUUUAUAAUCUUCCCGAUCGAGACACGAUUUCACCAAUGAAUUGGACAUAUGAAAUCAAUGAUUUAGACUCAGACAAGUUGAUGAUUCUUCAAAACCUGUUACAAGAUCAACUCAAUCUGAAGAGAGUGACAAAAAGAACAAGUUUGGUCAUUUUAGACGCUUAUAUAACUCGUGAAAAUUCACCAUCAACAACGAAAGUGUUUGUGUCUCCGGUUACCCUCGACAACAAUAACAAUACGAUUAUCAUCAUCAGUCAACCUGAUCAUAACACACAGAAGAAUGCUACGACACAACUAAUCAUCUCGAUGAGGCUGCGCUACGCACUUGAAUGUGCUAAACAAUGUCAAAAUGAUAUAAGAGAAUCAAUCUUUGCUCAAACAUUUCAUAGUUUGGAGAUACCACUGGAUAAAUUCCAACAAUUAUUUACUACCGAUGCUAAAUUGUCAAAAAAUACAAUAGUUUCAAAUUCUUCUUUAUCAGCUACACCAAAUCCAUGUCCGACAGUUUCACCUCCAAUAAUUCUCAACUCAACUGUUAUUAUGGCUAGAACUUAUGAAGCUGAAUCACUCUUGAAUACAUUUAUCUUAACAACAAUCGAAUCAUGUUUGGUUUGUUCCAACCAACUGAAAGUUAGUCAUAUCGGUUUUAAAAAUGAACUUAUCUUUCAGCAAAUUGUUAGCCACUACAGUGGACCAGUUGUUAUUAUUUUCUAUUAUACAACCGAUCGAGUGCGAUCAGCUGGAAUGAUUGUCAAUGAAAUGUUACCAGCAACGAUGAUUGCGUUUCCAGCCAUGCCCACAAAUAAAGAUAUCGCUUCACUGCCGGUCACAUUGAAUCUUUGCUUAGGAAUGAAUUCUAUCCGUAUUUAUAAUACAUAUGAUUAUACACCUGACUUCGAUCGAAUCAUUGUCUAUUGA
Molecule: messenger RNA, 1173 nt
Organism: Adineta ricciae
Lineage: Eukaryota; Metazoa; Rotifera; Eurotatoria; Adinetida; Adinetidae
Source: the annotation of a GenBank genome assembly